Molecule: messenger RNA, 1504 nt
Organism: Photinus pyralis (common eastern firefly)
Lineage: Eukaryota; Metazoa; Arthropoda; Insecta; Coleoptera; Lampyridae
Product: cathepsin L1-like
Exons: 5
Coding region: 152-1420 (422 amino acids)
Biological process (GO): immune response
Cellular component (GO): lysosome
Molecular function (GO): cysteine-type endopeptidase activity
Source: RefSeq, a predicted model, not a curated record
AAAAUUGGUGACCACUAUAAAAAAUAAUUUAUUGCGUGGAUUCCACACAUCAAUGAAUUAACAUUUAAAGAAAAUGUGAUCAAGAGGGGACUGGACUGGAGAUGAGAAAUCUUCAGUUAAAAUCAGUUUGCCGGUCGAUGUACAAUUUACCAUGUUUCUACAAGCGUUGAGAAUCUUCGUUGUAGUAUUGUACUUCAAGAAUAUUACAAGUGAAAAAAAUGACACAAAAACGAUACAUACUCGUCAAACACCGACAAAUUUUGAUGUAGUACGAACCGAGACAAGGAGGAUACCUCUUUUAACAGCGGUACCAAGACUUCUAACCUCUCCGCAAAAUUACUUCCAAACAGAUGCCUUUGGCCCGCAACAAAGCUUUUCAGCGAUACCACAAAAGACAAUUCGUAUUCAAGCACCUGCAGUAAAAUCGAAAGUUCAGAUUAUAACUUCAUUAAGCACAGACGACAUAUUAGAACUGGAGUGGAGCAAUUUCAAGAAAACUUUUCAAAAAAAUUACUCAACUCUCACCGAAGACAGGCAACGUAAAGAAAUUUUCAUAGAAAAUCGCAACAAAGUGGCGAAAUUUAAUCAAGCCUACGGAUUUGGUUACCACAGCUUCGUAAAAAAACUGAACGAAUAUGCAGACAUGCUUCACCACGAAUUCAACCACCAGUUGAACGGAUUUAACAGAACGGACGCACGCGGAAGGUCUGCAGGGAGCGUUCCUUCGGCUUUCAUCAGAAGUGAAAACGCUGAAACACCGAUUCGUGUAGAUUGGAGUGAAUUUGGAGCGGUCUCAAGCGUAAAAAGUCAAGGGAAGUGUGGAGCAUGCUACGCGUUUGCAUCGGCGGGCGCUUUGGAAGGUCAACAUUUUCGAAAAACUGGUCAACUAUUAGACCUCAGUGUGCAAAAUAUUAUAGACUGCAGCACUCCCUAUUCGAAUAACGGGUGUGUGGGAGGAGUAAUGGAUAAAUCAUACGAAUAUAUCAAAGAUAAUAAAGGGGUGGCUACAGAGGCAGCCUACCCUUUUGAAGGUAAAGACGGAUUAGAAUGUAGAUACACACCCGAGAAAUAUGGAGCACAUGCAACAGGUCACGUGGUUAUCGAUGAAGGUGACGAAAAUUCUUUAGAAUCGGCGGUGGCACAUUUAGGUCCAGUAAGCGUAGCAAUUGACGCGAGUCCAGAUUCUUUCCAGUUCUAUUCCAGCGGAGUCUACUUUGAACCUUCUUGCCAACCGGGUUUGGAAACUUUAAACCACGCCGUACUUGUCGUUGGUUAUGGAACUGAACCAAAUGGUCAAGAUUACUGGUUGAUUAAAAAUUCCUACGGAGCAGGAUGGGGGAUCGGAGGAUAUAUGAAAAUUGCAAAAUUUGCAAAUAAUCACUGCGGAAUUGCGUCUUUCGCUUCUUAUCCUUUAGUAUAAUAUUUGUCAAUAAUUUAAGUAAUGUUUCAUUCAACAAACCUUUGAGUUAUUCUCGAUAUAUAAAUAAAAGAACAGUCAAACAAA